Messenger RNA from Bemisia tabaci, 1644 nucleotides. RefSeq lists its product as uncharacterized. The record is from RefSeq and is a predicted model, not a curated record. Lineage: Eukaryota; Metazoa; Arthropoda; Insecta; Hemiptera; Aleyrodidae.
CUUUCGAGGAACCUUAUUCGGGACCUGCAAUUGCGUCUGACGGGAAUCAUGGUUCAGGACCCACGGUCCUUUUUUGGGUCCAACUCCUGUUUCCCGCAGCUCAGAUUCUGCUGCUGCGGCUGCUCGCUAAGAACAGGCGUCCUCAUCAUAGGAUGGUACACUGUGGUAAUAGGUGUGUUUUCGAUGAUGGGAUCCUUGCCGGUUGUAAAAGGCCUUAAUGACAGAUUUCUCACAACUGAGAGCCCAGAGCGAAAGCUGGCGAUAUUCGUAUGGGCGAUGGAUUUCAUCAUCGAUGGAAUUCUGCUCCGAGUUGCGGCCGCAAUCCUACUGUUUGGAGUGUAUAGUAGUAAACCGAGGUGUGUGCUUCUGUACCUUAUUGUGGCCGUCGUCAGCGCCGCGAAGCUAGGAAUUGAAAUCCCACUGGUUGCCCUCACGAACAUUGGCAAAGUGAAGGUUCAAUUUUCGUUUCUUGACGUCUUCGUGCCGUUGCUUCAACAUCCAAUCGCAUUAUUCUUUACUUUCAUGUUGACUCUUUAUUUUAUCAUGGUGACCAACAGUUACUACACAGAAAUGGAGUCUGCCCCUCCAAGAAAUAAAUGUGGAACAGGAGAUUCAGAAGACAGGACGCGUAACGCUUGAAAAAAGAUUCUUCAAAGCACGAAGAAUUCGAUCACUCCAUCCGUUCAUCUAAAUGGAUUGCUCAGACCCCUCAUCCCUCUUACGUAAUUGUGAUUAUGAUUUUAAGGAGAAGCUUUUUCUGCGAUCGACAGUUUUGAAUCAUUGUGAAAUUUAAUCCUUGUUUUUGCAUUCAAUAGUUACACUCUCUGGGGAACUGAAGGGUGCUCAUUGUGCUAAGGUUUCUUUCUACUUGCUAGUUGCUAAAUGGACGUAAUUCUGUCAAACGGAACUAACCGCCAUGGAAAAGCAUUGCGAGUAUAGGACGGAAUAGGCUUGACGAGGUCGCUACCGCCCCUAGUAAUACUCGCAAUGCUUUUCCAUGGCGCUUAGUUCCGUUUGACAGAACGCGCUGUCAGGGAUUCUAUAAAAUCCUCAAAAGGAACUCUAUUUAGCGCUUAGUUCCGAUUGACAGAAAUACGUCCAAAUGCAAUUAAGUUGUUGGUUAAACGCAAUCAAUUCGUCCGCUGUAGAGAAAUGUUCCUUAAUUCGUCUAAAUUUAGAUAUCAAUGUCCGAAAUGUAAGACCCGUAUCUCCAUUCUGCCGUGCUAAGGAAAAACGCCGUAUGAACAUUCAAUAGUUGCCAAAUUUCCUCCAAUAAAACAUUAAUUGGCGCGGAUAGUUAUGAGUACUUCACUCGGAAAUGUUCAGAUAUUUAAGAUCAGAUUGCCAACAAAAUUAUCCUAAAAAAUCGGAGAAAAACAUUGAUGAGUUUCCCAGAAAAUUCCGGUUUUAUUAGAGGAAAUUUGGCGGUUCAAACGGCAUGAUUCCUCAGCAGGGCAGCAUUGGGGUGUUUUGAAAUCUCAGCUCCUGUUGUAUAUUUAUAAAGAGGAACAAGCCAUUAAUAUAGCUUGAAAUUUAUAUAGAGUAUUCCGAUAAAAGAGAAAAAAAUCAAGGAAGUUUUCGAGUAACACCAUCGACCAGUUUUCUAAGGAAAAAGUAAAGUAUGACAGGUCUGUAACGUCGCAA